AGUCCUGAAAGUGUUUUGAGUGUCAGCAGCAAGUGAAGAGUCACAUUGAUAUGGCUUGUUGUCGGAAAAUAAACUUACUUCGUACCUCUAAACUUGCUUUGCUGUCCUCCAUUCCACAGGUGGGCAGGGUGCACCACAGAGUGCCAGCAGCAGCAGCAGCAGGCCUCCUCAGGCACUGCAGCUCCUCCAGUGCCCAUGACAAUGCCAGCCGAUACCCCGUGCCCCCCAAGACUGACCUCCCUAACGACAUAGUGGAAGUCAUGGAUGAGGUGGAAACCAAGGGUGGAUUCCUUCCGAACGUGUUCAAGGCACUGUCACACAGACCAGAGGAGUUCAGAGCCUUCUUCUCCUAUUACAAUGCCCUCAUGAACAAAGAGACAGGAAAUCUGUCCAAGGCUGACCGUGAGCUGAUCGUGGUUGCCACUAGUGCCCAUAACCACUGCCUGUACUGCGUCAUAUCCCAUAGUGCACUGCACCGCAUCUACUCCAAGAAACCCAACCUGGCUGAUCAGGUGGCAGUAAAUUAUGGCACGGCCGAUCUGAGCCCUCGCGAACACGCCAUACUGGACUUUGCGAUGACUGUGUGUCGGAGCGAGAACGUGACGGAGGGCCACUUCAGGACCCUGCAGGAGCACGGGCUGGACAGCGAGGACGCUUGGGACAUUGCCGCCAUCGCCGCCUUCUUCGCCAUGUCCAACAGGCUGGCUCACCUGACAGACAUGCGACCCAACGCCGAGUUCUACAACAUGGGCAGGAUGCCACGGGACAAGGGGGGCAAGGGAGACAAGGGCAAGGGUGGUAGUGGCUGAUAUGUUGUAUUAUACUGUAUGUCUGUUAUCUGCCAACCCACACAGCACCGGAGUUGUAUAAAGUAGAAGUACUCGUAGUAUGAUAUUACAAAGUUGAAACCAUGUAAUACAAUGUCAUUAGUGUUGUCAUUACAUUUGUAAGAGUGCAUCUACCUCUGCUUUAUACAACUCUACACAGCACUGCACAAAAUGACUACUGUAUACUGUAGUUUUCUGGGGGCGACGGGACAGGGGAGGCAAGGGAGACGAGGGCAAGGGCAAGGGUGGCAGUGGCUGAUGUCUUGUCUGUUACCAGCCCACCCACACAGCACUGCACAAAACGACUAUACACUGUAGUUUUCUGGGGGCCACGGGGUCAAGAGAGGCAAGGGAGAUGAGGGCAAAGGUGGCAGUGGGCGAUAAGUUGUAUUAUUUUGGGUUAUUAUGGGUAACAUUUUUCUUUAGUAGCAGACGUCAGGUGGCACAACAACAGCUAAAGUCCAUGAAUGAAUUUGUGAUCGGUUGUUGAUGUAUGUGCAAUGAAUAUGCUUCUUACGUAGAUAAACUGGUAAAA
Engraulis encrasicolus (European anchovy) is the source of this 1362-nucleotide messenger RNA. RefSeq lists its product as uncharacterized. The record is from RefSeq and is a predicted model, not a curated record. Bases 51 to 809 code for a protein of 252 amino acids. Lineage: Eukaryota; Metazoa; Chordata; Actinopteri; Clupeiformes; Engraulidae. Gene Ontology annotation, molecular function: peroxiredoxin activity. The transcript has 5 exons.